Molecule: messenger RNA, 1725 nt
Organism: Epinephelus moara (kelp grouper)
Lineage: Eukaryota; Metazoa; Chordata; Actinopteri; Perciformes; Serranidae
Gene: smarce1
Product: SWI/SNF related, matrix associated, actin dependent regulator of chromatin, subfamily e, member 1
Exons: 11
Coding region: 323-1603 (426 amino acids)
Biological process (GO): negative regulation of DNA-templated transcription
Cellular component (GO): SWI/SNF complex
Molecular function (GO): nucleosomal DNA binding; nuclear receptor binding
Source: RefSeq, a predicted model, not a curated record
CUGAAUGGAAAGACUGAUCUUGAGGAAAGAGAUGUUUCUGAUGUCACAUCAAUAAGUGAGAGCCGCAGCAGUGACAGCUGAGGGCGACGAGCAUCGGCAUCGAGGCAAAGCACAGCUGUAAUGAGGAGAGGGUGGGGGUGCAAUUCUGGAAGAUUCUGCAGGAAUCUUACGAGUGGACCCCAUUUCAUUCGUUUAUUGUGGGUACUGUUUCUCUGAGCUAGGUGGGUUAGCCUUCCCUGUCAAAGCCACAGCUGUGGUGGGGACUAGAGCUUUUAAUGAGCCAAUGACUGGAAUAGACUGAAACCGUCUCCUCACUGCAAAGAUGUCAAAGAGACCAUCCUACGCCCCUCCCCCUCCCCCUGCCCCUACAACACAAAUGCCCAACACUCCCGGGUUUGUGGGGUACAACCCAUACAGCCAUCUGGCCUACAACAACUACAGACUGGGAGGGAGCCAAAGCAGCAACAGUCGGGUAACGAAUUCCUCCGGAAUAAAUAUCCCAAAGCCACCCAAGCCACCCGAUAAGCCACUGAUGCCAUAUAUGAGAUAUAGUCGUAAGGUUUGGGAUCAAGUAAAAGCCUCCAAUCCUGAUCUGAAGCUAUGGGAAAUUGGGAAGAUAAUCGGUGGCAUGUGGAGGGACCUCACUGAUGAGGAGAAACAGGAUUAUUUGAAUGACUACGAAGCAGAGAAGAUUGAGUAUAAUGAGAGCAUGAAGGCCUAUCACAACUCGCCAGCCUACCUGGCCUACGUCAAUGCAAAAAGCCGGGCCGAGGCAGCUCUGGAAGAGGAGAGCCGCCAGAGGCAGUCCAGAUUGGACAAGGGCGAGCCUUAUAUGAGCAUUCAGCCAGCGGAAGAUCCAGAUGAUUACGACGAUGGGUUUUCAAUAAAGCACUCAGCGGCGGCUCGUUUCCAACGCAACCACCGUCUUAUCAGCGAGAUCCUCAGUGAGAGCGUCGUCCCAGAUGUGCGGUCAGUUGUUACCACUGCUCGCAUGCAGGUCCUUAAACGCCAGGUCCAGUCUUUGAUGGUACACCAGAGAAAGUUGGAGGCAGAGUUGCUUCAGAUUGAAGACCGCCACCAGGACAAGAAAAGAAAAUUCAUCGAAGCCACAGAGUCUUUCACAAAUGAGCUCAAAAGGCUUUGCUGUAUGAAAGUGGAAGUGGACAUGGAGAAGAUUUCUGCAGAGAUUGCUGCAGCGGAAGAGGCAGCCCGCAAACGCAUGGCAGAACGUGAGAAGGAUGCAGGAGACCGAGGUGCAAGAGAGGCCCCCACCUGUGUCUUAGCAGAGGAAGAAAAACACAUUUGUGCAACACAUGGCAACAAGUCCCAGCAAAAUUCUCUCAGUGAAAGCAGCAACAAGGAGGGCGAGGAGGCAGAAUCUAACACCACAGAUACACCAGGGAAGCCGAAAGCCUCCGAGGAGCUUGAGGCUCCUCCGGGCAGUGAGGAGGGGACAGAGGACAAGGAGAGCGUCCCAGAGGGAGCCAUGGAGGAGGGAACCAGCGACAGUAACACGGGCUCAGAGACCACCUCUGCUCAGACAGAAGAUGCCCCGACUAGUGAGCUGCCAGAGGGGCCCAGCCGGGCGAGAACAGCCCACUGAGUCCAACACCUGACUGUCUGUGAACUGUAAGGCGUCUGUUGGCCUCUGACAUCACCCUUCAGUAACAUAUAUUGCACAGUAUCAUCUCAGUUUGUCAAAGCAUAUGAAGAACGUCUAGACAG